AUGACAGGCCCAGGACGCUCGCCCUCCUCCCCUUGGGUGCAGAGUAGCCAAGGCAGUCAUCGUGAUGGUGCUAUGCAGUCCUUCCGCCCUGGAAUGUCACCCAAUAGCUCGGAACAACCGAGUUCCAACUAUUUUGGUAUGGCGGCGCCGACUUCAAACUCACAGUCGUUUGAUCCAGGACCAAAGAGCUGGGGUGCGUCACCGCACGCUCAGUCUCUCCCAAGUUCCAAAAUGCAAGUAUAUUCCAAGGACUCUGUAUCAACCGGAUUGGCGAACAUGUUGAAGACCGAGCCCGAAGCCAACCGGAGACGCCGUGAAUCAGCCUUCCAUGAAUCUGUUUCCAAUGGCGAUCCCCACGGAAGACCGUCUUGGUCCAAGCCAUCAACUCCUCACCUAAGCGGAAAUGGGAUAGGAGCUGGCACAAGUCCAGUACCGCCACAACCACAAGGUGUCCCUCUGACUGCAUUCCCUUGGGUCUCUCCCGAACGCUGUGCCGAUCUCCUUGGAUCAUCGCAAUCCAACGUCAUGUUAUUUGAUGUCCGCCCAUUUGCCCAUUAUAAACAAGCCAAUAUCCAAGGAUCACUGAACCUAUGCAUCCCGACUACGCUACUCAAACGUCGCUCAUUUGACACUCAAAAGCUGGAAGGCACUUUCACGGAUGACACUGAUAAGCAAAAGUUUGCUCAAUGGAGAAAAUGCAAUGUAAUCAUUGUCUACGACUCUGCCGCCGCCGAGUCAAAGGAUGCAGCGCCACUCUUGCACGUUCUCAACAAAUUUCAAGCAGAAGACUGGAAAGGCGAUGGGUUAAUACUACAAAAUGGAUUCCAGGGAUUGUCGACCAAGUACCCGCAUUUGAUUCAGCGGUCACAAUCAAACACGACAGGACCAUCCACCAAACGCCGUACGCCAAUGAGCAUCAAUCUACAGUCUGUUGCUCCUGUUGUUGGUGGGUGUGCCCUACCAGAAUCAUCUUCCGCCAUUAACCCCUUUUUCUCAAACAUUCGACAAAAUAUGGAUCUUCUCGGUGGAGUUGGACAGAUUCCCGUGAAACAGCCCGAUGGUAUGACCGAUAAAAAACGACAGUCACUUCCUCCCUGGUUACGGGAUGCUUCAGAUACCAAGGACCAAGGGCACAUUGUCUCCAAAAGGUUUUUGGGCCUUGAGAAAACGGAACUGGAGCGCAUGAAACAAGCCUUGACCUAUGAAGGAUCCACGGCAGAGGCCACUGGUGGAUCCAAGAAAUAUCGCGUUGCAGGAAUUGAGAAAGGCACAAAGAACCGUUACAACGACAUUUACCCAUUCGAUCAUUCCCGCGUCAGACUCGAAGGGAUUCCAUCUGGCGCCUGUGACUAUAUCAACGCAAAUCACAUUCAAGCCGAAUACAGCAACCGACGAUACAUCGCUACACAGGCUCCCGUUCCUGACACAUUCAGUGACUUUUGGCGCGUAGUUUGGGAACAGGACGUCAGACUACUCGUUUCUCUCACAGCUGAAAUUGAGCGAGGACAGGUGAAAUGCGACCGGUACUGGGAAUCUGGCAGUUAUGGGCCAUUCGAGGUCAAAGCAUAUUCGGAAAAGCACAUUCACAUUGAAUCCAAUGGCCAGCCAGUCAACUCAACGAUUCCCGACUCCAAUGCAUCUGCCGAAAAGCCUAAUGGUACAAACGAAAACCCCGUCAUUAUUGUGCGGCAUUUCAGCGUCGCUCACACGUCAUUCCCUUUCCAACCACUCCGAGAUAUCACCCAGCUCCAGUACCCUUACUGGCCUGAUUUCGGAACAACGUCUCAGCCAAUCCAUCUUCUCAAUCUGAUCGAGCAGUGCAACAAAGUCAUUCGUGCCACAAGCAACACUGGGUUUAGCAGCCAGGAGUCAGAACCGAAAGGUCAGCGGCCCAUUCUCGUUCAUUGCAGUGCGGGCUGUGGACGCACAGGAACAUUUUGCACGGUUGAUAGUGUGCUGGAUAUGAUGAAACGGCAACUUAUGCAAGCCAAAAAUGGCGGAGGUCUGGACCAAAACCCUACCAUUUCCUCGGAUUGGAUUCGAGACCACAGUACCGAUCUAAUUGAAAAGACCGUGGAGGACUUCCGGAGACAACGGCCAAGCAUGGUACAGAACCUUAGUCAAUUUUCGCUCUGCUAUGAAAGCGUGCUUGAAUGGCUCGUCUCAGAAAUGGACCACAGCAACUCAUAG
Molecule: messenger RNA, 2190 nt
Organism: Penicillium nucicola
Lineage: Eukaryota; Fungi; Ascomycota; Eurotiomycetes; Eurotiales; Aspergillaceae
Gene: ptpA
Exons: 3
Coding region: 1-2190 (729 amino acids)
Biological process (GO): protein dephosphorylation
Molecular function (GO): protein tyrosine phosphatase activity
Source: RefSeq, a predicted model, not a curated record